AUGAUGGGGUCUGACGGCUCAGCGGCGUUUGAAGCCAGCUUUGAUGUGCUUGAAGGUGGCAGGACCAUCUGCCAAAACAUCAUAAUCUACAUAGGCAAUGGCAGAGACUGUGCAUUGGACGGCGAUCUUCCUUGCUCGCUAAGAGGACCACAGGCAUCAGAGGAUCAACGUGUGGGAGGGUCGCAAGGGCCGGGAGACCGGCGCCUGCAGAAUGGCAUUCAGAAAUACCUGGAGGCUGUGGAGGUCAGGCAGCGUGCAUUGGAGGUUUCUUCCAGUCGAGCGGCGGUCUUCACUCUGACGAUGAAUGGCGCAGAUGAUGGCUUGGCGCGGCAGCUGGCCUGUGCCAAUGGGGGCGCAUGGUUCAGGCUGGAUGGUCGCGGUGAGCCCCUCAACAACAUGCCGGGCUAUUUUCAAUUCUUGGCAUUUGCCAUGGAGCCCGAAACGGCCAGGAGUGCCAUCUUUACGCCAACGAGGUCCGAUUUUCGGACACUGACUAGAAGAACAAACGUGGUGUAUCCAGUGUUUGUGAACCCAAGGUGUGCCAACGGAACUUCAUCUGAAAGCAAACGGCUGUACGCCGUCAUUGCCAAGGAGGUGGCACUGAGAGAACUGAAAGAAGACGGGCUGGGGGAGCAACAGGUGGAGAUCAUGGUCGACGAGAAUCUCAGAAGAGUGAGGGCCUGCAACGGGGCGUACAAAUAUGACACCUGCAAGCUACAGGAAAUGAGAGGGCCAUUGUCAGAGUGCCCAACCCGUUUGUGGCACCCAUCAGGCGCAGAAAAAUGUUUCGCAUAUAGGGGCAUGCAUUACAUUCUUGAAACGGCACCAACGGACUUUAUGAGGGCGCAGCAACGGUGCAAGGAUAUGGGUGGAUGGCUGGCGGAACCGAACGUUGACCAGGUCAAUGACGACUUGCACUUUUUGGCUUCGAUCGUGCCUCCGGAUGGUGCAUGGAUUGGCCUCCAGCCCGGCAACCCGUGGAAGUUUCUGAGCUCUUCCCUGGUGGUACCCGAUGGAUUGACAGCCCAUCUGUGGUUUCAAGAGCCCCCCAUCAUCGGCAGCUGCAGAGGGGGCUACGUCGAUCCACGGGGGACCCAUCGCAAUGUGUGGAGUCGCAUCUGCAGUCACAAAACGGCGUUUGUCUGCCAGUUCAAGGAAGCUGCGCAGCUCACGGCUUGCCAGGAAAAUGUGGCUGUGGUGCUGCCGGAGGAGCUGUGGAAUACGACUGCGGAAGGGUGUGCAUUCUCUGGUGGAUGCAUUGGAGGCAUUGAAAAGAAGUCGGUCAAUACCGCAACCAGUCAAAGCGUCUUCUGCGAUUUCGGCGAUCCCAAGUCAUACAAAGAUCUCUACUGCUGCUCAAAGGACGAACUCCAGGACGUCUGCGAGUUCAAUCUGACGGCCGAAGAAGGGCCAAGGGUUGCGGCUCAGCGAGGGGACUCGAAGGAAACAGCAACCCUUGCCGUCGCGCUGGCUGGGAUCAUCGCGGUUGGACUCCUCACCGUGCUGGCUUUGUUCCUGUGGCGAACGCAGCCAAUGAUUCUGUCGGCACUGUGCGACAGAUACCUCAAUAGAGGGGUCAGGAUCCAGGAGGAAAGUCAGCAAGACAUAGAGAGUCCACAGGGUCCAGAAAGAGCGGCAGUAGAACAGAGGGACGCCCAACUCAUGACCCUUCGAGCCUCGCUUGGUGAGCAAGAACGCCGGGCGCUCCCUUUCUUUGACGUGAAGGAUGUAACUGUUUUGGAGGGCGGGGAGGAGUUCGCUGGUGCACACGGCAGCGUGAAGAAGGGCACUUGGCGUGAUGAGCGCGGCACGCUGCGCAGUGUGGCGAUCAAAACAGUGAAGAUGGCUGGGGACGAGAGGUGCCUCGCGAUCAUUAACAAGGAAAUAGAGAUCUUGGCCAGGCUCCCCCAUCACCCCAACGUCGUCCAAGUGAUGGGCGUGCGUCCAGGUGAGGAGCCGGUCAUCGUGGAGGAGUGGAUGCCCAUGACUCUGAAAGACCUACUCAUGAAGACAGGGCCAGGCCCAAGCUACGGGAAGGUGGUGAAGAUCAGCCUGGACGUGACAAAGGGCUUGAGCCACCUGCACAAACACGGUGUGACUCACUAUGACAUCAAGCCAGCCAACAUACUCUUGGACGAUGAGCACAACGCCAAGCUGGCGGACUUCACAUGCGCUGUGUUCAGGACAUCUUCCGUGGUAGAAGCCAGGCGGUGUGGCACUUUGUGGUACAUGGCCCCGGAGUGUUUGCGGGAGGGGAUGGCUACAUCCAGGCCACGCGUUCGAGCAGAGAAGAUAGAUGUGUACAGCCUGGGCAAGGUGAUGUUGGAGUGCAUCACGGGAAGUACACUAGCAUGCCGAAAUGCAAGGGUGGCAGAAAACUGCCCACCGUGUCUAUGGGACUUGAUAUACAAUUGCCUUGAGGCCGAGCCUGAGGGCCGUCCAAGCUGCCAGGACGUAGAGCAGCGGCUCGAAGGCCUGCUGAAGGAAGGGGGAGGCGGCGAGGCAGAUUGGAGGGGAGAAAUACCCAACAGCAGCAUUUGGGGCGUGUCUGAAUGA
Ostreobium quekettii is the source of this 2556-nucleotide messenger RNA. Lineage: Eukaryota; Viridiplantae; Chlorophyta; Ulvophyceae; Bryopsidales; Ostreobiaceae. The record is from the annotation of a GenBank genome assembly.